This is a messenger RNA of Eucalyptus grandis, 598 nucleotides long. RefSeq names its product probable leucine-rich repeat receptor-like serine/threonine-protein kinase At3g14840. NCBI's taxonomy places the organism in Eukaryota, Viridiplantae, Streptophyta, Magnoliopsida, Myrtales, Myrtaceae. The transcript is spliced from 6 exons. Bases 56 to 598 code for a protein of 180 amino acids. The record is from RefSeq and is a predicted model, not a curated record.
GAGCGUGAGAUAUCUCUCUCUCUCUCUCUCUCUCUGGAUUGAACUUGGGACUGAGAUGAUGACGAUUCUCUUCUCAGCUCCACCUCUCAUCUCUGUGCUCGUCCUUCUCUGCACUACUCACUUUGCUGCAGCCUCCACUCUCCUGCCCGAUGACGAAGUGGAAGCGUUGAGAGAAAUAGGGGAGACAUUAGGGAAAUCAGAUUGGGAUUUCAACGCAGAUCCAUGCGGGGUAGACGGUGGAUGGGGCGACAACAAAGAUAUCGAUGCAACUAGCAACGCCGUCACCUGCCAAAAUUUCACUGACGCCGACAACAACUCCGUUCCCCAUGUCAUCAGCAUAGUCCUUAGGAAUCAGUCUCUUCCCGGCAGUCUUCCGCCUCAACUGUUCAGGUUACCUUACCUCAAAAACUUUGAUGUCACCCGAAACUACCUAAACGGCAUAAUUCCUAAAGAAUGGGGCUCUACGAAGUUGCGCAACAUUUCUGUAGUUAUAAACCGAUUGACUGGUUCAAUCCCGAAGGAACUGGGAAACAUAUCCACACUCUGGGAAUUAAAUGUCGAGAGCAAUCAGCUUUCGGAGCUCUUCCUCCAGACCUAG